Messenger RNA from Drosophila elegans, 1413 nucleotides. Its product is annotated as aladin. Gene Ontology annotation, biological process: nucleocytoplasmic transport. Gene Ontology annotation, molecular function: protein binding. The record is from RefSeq and is a predicted model, not a curated record. Bases 61 to 1365 code for a protein of 434 amino acids. The transcript has a single exon. NCBI's taxonomy places the organism in Eukaryota, Metazoa, Arthropoda, Insecta, Diptera, Drosophilidae. Gene Ontology annotation, cellular component: nuclear pore.
UAAUUGAAAAAUAUUGUAUCUAACAAAAGGAAGUUAUAAACCUAAUAAAAAAGGGAAACUAUGGAUGGUCUGAAUAGAGAAUGUGUUACUUUUGAGGAGGCUAGACCUAAUAAUCCCGAUUCAUGGGAACAAUUUUCGCAUUUACUGCUCAAUCUGGCCAAAGAUUAUUGGCAAUGGUUUCUAGUAAAGGUGGCUCAAUUCAAUAUUUUUUGUUAUCGGCCCAUUUGCAACGUAAAGUUAUCACUUACUGCCGAUCCGGAAUGCUUGGAUAGGAUUAGCGAAACAAGAGGCUGGAAAACGGCGGCCAUUCGAUGCAUUGCGUUCCAUCCAAGCAGCGUGUUGAUGGCUCUUUUAACCAACCAGGACAAAGUGUUGCUCCAUGACGAAAGGAAUUGCUCACCCGCCAGUCUGCAGUCCUGCCAACAAUAUGACAUCACCUGUGCCGCCUUUCGUCCCUGGUCUCAUGGCUGUGAAUUGGCUGUGGGAUGUGCGGCGGGCAUUUGUUUGUGGCGACAAUGUAGACGCUCCAAAGUGGAUCACAACAUUCGAAAUAUGAUGGGCAGCCAUCACAUGCGAAUCCUCGAGGACGAGGGGCACACCUAUGUGACUAGCUUGCAGUGGAAUGAAGACGGCACUAUCCUGAUCAGUGCCGCCCUGGGAUCCUCGCACAUUAUCCUGUGGGAGCCGGACUGUCGGCAGAAGAUUCGUUUGAUCCCAGCACCGGAUAGACUGAGCGCUUUUUCCCUGCUGCGCUACAGUCCCAACUUUCAGGUCCUGUUUUGCGUAUCCUGCGAAACUGGUGCCAGUUUCUGCCAGCUGAACAGAUCCAAGUGGAAGUCGGAACAAAUACUGAACCAAAGCCGCAUUCAAACGGCUGUCUGGACCACUAGCAACUCCUUUUUGCUGUUUGUGCGGGAGGGCAGCACUCGCGUUUAUUCGUGUACCAACGAUGCGGAGGCCACAGUUUUCUUAUGCCCAAAACCCGUUUGGAGCAUCGAAUUGGUUGUGGAUCUACGGGAUGUCACCAUCUGCUCUGGCCAGCAGAGGCAUUGCGGUGAACCGCAGACCUUUGCCAUGGACCCUCUGGGUCUCUACAUGGCCGUCAUCUUCAAGGAGCAAUCCUUUGUGCUGCUAUGCCUUUUGGUCAUGACACGAACUAUUCCACUGCGACUUCUUCCUCUGGAAUUCAUUGAUUGCGAUGUGGAGGAUCAACAAUAUCCCACUUGUGCUGGCUUUGGAAUUUCAUCGAGAGCCGAUCCACAAACUCGAUUUUUGGUGAUUGCCUGGAACGCAGGGCAUCUUCAGCGAUGUGCUAUCACUGCGACUUGCUUACAACAGGCCAAAGUGAUUCAUAAUAUUAUGUAAUGGGUAUGCAAUUAACUCAAAAGAAGGGGUAAUAAAACUGUUGAAGGG